GUGCGCACGCAUCUACGUCAGGCAGGGUGGAUGGAUGAAAAUAUGACUAUUCUUUGGUGAGCUGUUGAGGUGAAUAAUCCGAGUGCAUAAUUUUGACGCAAUUCUAUAAAGGACGCACACAGCUUUCAUACUGUUUGGUUACAUUGAUAUUUAUCAUUUUUAUACUUGAUCUUACCUUUCUCGAAGUCAGUGAAUAGUGAGUGUAAAAAUGGUGUCCGGUGGAAUGACUUGCAUCAAAUACCUGACGUUUCUUUUCAACUUGAUAUUCGCCAUUACAGGAAUUGUAUUCAUUGCAGUUGGCACUGUGAUCUUGGUGGUUUAUAGUGGCUACAAUAAUUUUAUGGACAGUUGGUUCUUUACAGGACCAGUAUUGAUGAUUGUAGUUGGUGUUAUUGUGUUUAUUGUGUCAUUCUUUGGUUGUUGUGGAGCUGUCAAAGAGAAUCAUUGCAUGAUAUUAACAUUUUCUGUGUUACUGCUUUUAAUCUUUGCACUUGAACUUGGUGCUGGAAUUGCUGGAUAUAUGAUGAGUGGAGAAGUGCGUACAAUGGUAGAACAUCGAUUAAAUACCACUAUGGAAGAAUACUCAACCAAUAAUGAUAUUCGUAAAUCUUGGGAUAUUAUGCAACAUGAUUUGGAAUGUUGCGGAAUGGUUGGCCCUAAUGAUUGGGCUCAUGUUGGAUUCCCAGAAAAUACUAUACCAAAUUCGUGUUGUAAAGAAGUACCAGAAGGAAGUAAAUGUGACUCAAAUUCGAUUCAUAUACAUCUAAAAGGUUGUAUGGGCAAUCUUCAGUCUGCUACUGAGCAUAAUGCUUUGAUCUUGGGUGGUGUUGGCAUUGGCAUUGCUAUUAUUCAGCUAAUUGGAGUCGUCUUUGCAUGUUGUCUGGCACGUUCAAUUCGUCGCGAGUACGAGACUGUCGAGACUGCAGCGCACUGAUUCAACACCCAAUAGGAGGCAUUAUAACUAAAUAUUGUUUGUCGUGCAUUCAUUAAGAGAAUAAUUCUAGAGUCGUCGCAAGACCAUUUAUUUAGAACUUGGCUGUAGAUUAAUCAGUAUUUAUCUGCAGUCUAGCUUAAGAGCAAAGCAAAUUAUUGGAGAAUAUAAUUCAAUAUACUGCCAUUAUCUGCCAAAUGAUUGAGACCAAUUGUCUCUUUCUUAGACUGCACUGUAUGUGGAAUUAAAGCUUAUGGCAUGGGAAUGUUUAAAAAAGAGAUAGAAAGGUCAUAACAUAUUUGGCUUCACGUUUAUUGCAAUUUAAAAGGCUCUUUCAGAACUUGAUUUCUUGGAAAGAAAAAUUGUCUUUCAAAUUUUAUCUCUAUGUAACAUGUUAAAUUCAUUCUAACUAUUGUAUUUAUAUAAAAUAUAUUUUUUCUAUACACAUA
This is a messenger RNA of Bombus huntii, 1380 nucleotides long. RefSeq names its product CD63 antigen-like. NCBI's taxonomy places the organism in Eukaryota, Metazoa, Arthropoda, Insecta, Hymenoptera, Apidae. The transcript is spliced from 6 exons. Gene Ontology annotation, cellular component: membrane. Bases 209 to 934 code for a protein of 241 amino acids. The record is from RefSeq and is a predicted model, not a curated record.